UAUAUAAGAAGGUUCCAGCUCCAAACUUAGUUCCAGAAUAUUGUAAGCUUACAAGUUCAAGCUCCAAACUUAGUUCUAGAAUAUUAUAAACUUACAAGUUCAAGCUCCAAACUAACUUACAAGUUCCAGCUCCAAACUUAGUUCCAGAAUAUUGAAAAUGGCAUCAUCAUCGAACUCCCCAUCUGGUAGUAGCACUACCAAUAUUCUCCGUGUCAUUAGCGCAGAUGGAUUUAUUGGUUCCUGGCUACUCAAUUUAUUGCUAUCGAAGGAAUAUUACGUACAUGCGACCACUAAAGUACCACAACCAGACUGUCUUACUAAAUGUCUACUAUUAGGCAAAAUAAUGACUUCUUUUCCAAAUCAGCUUCGACUCUUUAAGUCAAAUAUUUUGGAUUAUAGCUCUAUUCUCCCGGCAGUUGUGGGAUGCAGAGGUGUUUUCCACCUUGCUUGUCCUAUUCCGUUUGCUCACGUUAAAAAUCCUUUGGAGGAAGUAAUUGAACCUGCGAUCCAAGGAACAUGCAAUGUACUUCAGGCUUGUAAAAUUGCUAAUGUCAAACGAAUAGUGUAUGUUUCAUCGGGGGCUGCCAUAAUAAAAAAUCUCUAUUUUUCAAAAACUGGACCCAUUAAUGAGUUAAGUUGGUCUGAUGGAGAUUUCUGCCUAAAAUAUAAGAGGUGGUAUUGCUACGCCAAGACAAUGACAGAAAAGAAUGCAGUGAAAAUUGCAAAAAGAGAUGCGCUUGAUUUAAUUAGCACUUGCCCUACUCAUGUUAUGAGACCAUUGUCAGAGUCACCCACUAAUGCUAAUGUUGCAUAUAGAAUUUUUGGUACUAGGCCUAGAGUUUGUUUUCUUUAUAGUGAGUGAAAAUGAAAUAAAGUGGCGUAUCAGAGGGACGUAUUUUGUAGUUUGUGGACAUAGGUCAAACAUAGUUGACCAUCAUCUAUACAUCUCUGACAUAGUUCACACAUAAUUUACAAAUAUAGCAUUUUUUUAAAACUCCAUUGAAAUUCUGGACUCAGACACGCGAUGUCUUACAGGAUGUCACGACAUCACUAUCUGAAUGUUUUCAAGCAAAUGAACAAAGAGUAAACAGUAAAUAACACAGGAAAAUUGUUAACCCAGUUCGGUGCAAACACACCUACAUCUGGGGGCUACCAAGCCAGGGAGGAAGUCCACUAUAAGUAAUAUUAAUUCAAGGUAAUGCAACUCAAUAUUACGCCUUUCACUUAAUAUCUACCCAAUGCAACUUCAAUCUAAACUGCUAGACCAGAGCUCCUACUCACUCCCCCUCAAUCACAGCAGUGAUGACAAACUAACAGACGAAAAGCAAAAGAAGACACUCUUCAAAAACACACCUUGAUCUUGCUUAAAAGCUUCGAUCAAGAACAAUAGUACUCGUGCUUGAAAGCUUUGAGUACUUUUUACAACUCAAAACAAAAACGCCUAGACCAAGACAAUCAUCAUGAUGAUUGUUUGGCUUACAAGAAAUCGAGUACACAGACGAACAGCACAACAAA
Vicia villosa (hairy vetch) is the source of this 1515-nucleotide messenger RNA. RefSeq names its product cinnamoyl-CoA reductase 1-like. Lineage: Eukaryota; Viridiplantae; Streptophyta; Magnoliopsida; Fabales; Fabaceae. Gene Ontology annotation, molecular function: 3-beta-hydroxy-Delta5-steroid dehydrogenase (NAD+) activity. The record is from RefSeq and is a predicted model, not a curated record. The transcript has 4 exons. Gene Ontology annotation, biological process: steroid biosynthetic process. The coding region runs from base 158 to 862 and encodes 234 amino acids.